Messenger RNA from Halteromyces radiatus, 4650 nucleotides. RefSeq lists its product as uncharacterized. Gene Ontology annotation, molecular function: microtubule binding. The record is from RefSeq and is a predicted model, not a curated record. Lineage: Eukaryota; Fungi; Mucoromycota; Mucoromycetes; Mucorales; Cunninghamellaceae. The transcript is spliced from 4 exons. The annotation marks the transcript as partial.
AUGAUGAUGAUGAUGAUGAUGAUACUGAAUUCAGUCCCAUGCUGGAAAUACUUUACAAUGAUUUGGCAAAAUUGACAACUGACAAGGAAUUAUUUACUGCAACUAUACUACCCAAAGUACAAGACCUUUAUGAUACGUUUAUACAAUAUUUCCCGAAACUACCAAGACCUAUGGCCACUCCUGAUCAUAUUGAAGGUGCCAUGUCCUCUCUGGUGCGUUCAAAUAGCCGAUGUCAAGAAAUGUUGGUCUCAAAGAACAAGGAAUUAGAUAUUAUUCAAGAUUGUAUACGCUGGGAAGCUACUUGGAGACUAUUAUUUCAAAUGAUCAAAGAUUGUCAAUUCAAGUUGGAAGAUUUUGUCCUACGUUUUGCAAGAUGGCGACCUCCUACUGAUAGCACCAUACACAGAAUAAACGAUCUUUCACUACAACAACAAUCAAGUGCUAUUCGUCAGCAAUGUGAAGAAAAAACCAAUCAACUUUGUGAUCUGCACGUUCAACUAGAUUCUUUAUGCAACGAUGUUUCGACCAACAAUGUCAGCAACAUUAUCACAAAACUAUUACUAGCUAAAUUUAAUCAAGCAGAAUACCAUUCACGUCAUGUUAUCCUUUUGAUUCACUUUAUGGAUCUGGUUAUGAAGCAAAAUGAAAUGGUGCAAGCUCUUUGGUGCCGUAUUACUCGCGUUGAUAAUGAUCUUUCAUCACUAUUGUUGAAGAACCGUGAAACUAGCAACGAUUCAUCAUACGACCAUGACAAGGAAGAAAAUGAUGAUAUCUCUAGAGUAUAUUCUAUCUCCAAUGAUCAGCAUGCACAAUUGUCAAAGGAUGUGGAUCAGAUUCGACUCGACAUAUCAGAUAUGAUUUAUCCCGUACGACCUCUUCUUCAAAAUGGAUAUCAUGGUGAUGGAUCCAGUGAUGAUGAUCAUGAUGAUAGCAACAACAACAACAACAAUGGUGUGGCUUUGGAUGAUAUUGACAAUAAUACUAUUCGUGAAACUCUCAAAAAUGGACUUGACCAGUUGGAUCAACGUGUAUUGGAAUUGGGUCGUCUUUUGUUGGUGAAUAAUAAAAGAUCACUUCGUCAGGCAUCAGUUCAAUCAUUCAAACAGCAACUUCGAUCAUGCUUGGAUUUGUUGAACGGAUUGAAAUCAAAAUUGGAAAUAGUUAUCUCUUCUCUAGAAUGUCCUUUACCUCAAGUGGAAUCUGAUUCAGAUGGCUCAGCUUUUGAAACUCGUAUAUCAACUUUAGAAACAUCACUUGAUUCUACUCAUGGUGUGUUGGAAACGCUAGAAUUCAACAAGAAUUUAUUAUCGGAAUUAUCUCGAAUUCAUGAUCAAUUCUUUGGCGAUAUAUGGUUAGUAAAUGAAUCAACAAGCAAGACAAUUGAUGAUGAUAAUGAUGAUGAUGGUAAUGGUGAUGAUCAACUUGAACCGACUUACAAGUACAUAUUGAAGGAAUGGGAUGAUAUUCAAUCGACAAGCAGCCGGAUUAAUUCGCAGAUCAAAGACAAGGACUUACCCGACAUGUUACAACGUGGAGUGGAAAAACUAUUGGACCAGUUGCAAGAAUUGGAUAACAUACCGUUGAUUGUACAUUACUCAAGUAUCUCUAAGGAUCAGUUCACAUUAUGGAUGGCCAAAUUGGAGUAUGCACGACAAAUGUACACUUAUUUGCGCCCAAGGAUCAAUCAUGAGAAGGUGUCAAUAUUGAAGUCACAGUUGGAUGAUGCUAACAACAAGAUCGUACGAAUUGAUGGCUCCUUGUCUAUGAUGGAAAAGAAGAUAGAACAAUGGCAACUCUUUAGCAAACAUGAGAUCAAGAUCAAGGCAUUUGUGGAUCAAGUGAUGAAGAUGGAGCAGCAAUUGAAAGACUUGCAACAAAUAUUUGACACCAUGGAUUACACGACUAGCAGCGGCAAUAAUAGUGAUGAUGCAUUGCAAGAUGAUGACAACUAUCGACGAGGAAAAACCCAGCAACGACAAAUCACAGAGAAUAUACAGUCCUUUAAAAGUGUAUAUAUGGAUUUGUGCAAUUUCUUCAUUCAACAGCAGCAAAUUCAAAUCGCUAACAACUAUCAUGAUGAUUUUCUAUCGAGUCGUAUGAAAUCACAACAAGAUCAAAUGGAAAGUGCUUGGAGCAAUCUUCAAAGGACAGCAACAGCGACAGCCCAACGUAUAUCAAUGAUGGAUCGGUGGCGCGAUAUUUACAUCAAUCUCCAAGACUCACGACGGACAUUGUAUGGAUGUAAGACGACCUUGGAAAUGAUCAUGCUUCAAAAGUCCAACACCAGUAUCGACAGACCAAUCACGGACAUGACGAGGACGACGACUCUUAUUGAUACGGUCAAAAGGCAACUUGCUUCUAUUUUACCAUGGCUGAAGGACUUACCUGAACAAUUGGAUAAUGAUUUAUUGUAUAAUAAUGACUAUCACUAUGGAUUAUUCUUUGGUUACCAUCAAGAGACACUUAACUUGGCUAGUUUGGUACAACAACUUUUGAAGGAUCAUUACUUGGCUACAGAAGGGAAACAUCUUUUUCAGAUCUAUCAGGAUACUAUCGAUGAAAGAUGGCAAGACUGCAUCAAGCAAUGUACUCUACUCAAGCAAUACGAACAAAAUUAUCAGCAAUAUCAUGGUCCACAGGGUGAUUCCAACAGCAUCAUCAUUUCGAAUCUUCAUGCAAUGUUAGAAAAUCAUGCUAGUGUGGAAGAUAUCAAACGUAGAAUGAUGAUAUACCGCGAUGAAGUGUUCUCUGAUACUGGUGAUAUGAAACUUUUGGGGGAUCGAUUGGCAAUUGAAUUUGGAUAUAACGAUGAACUCAAAGAUCUACAACACAAGCUCUCAUCCUCUCUCACGGCACUGGACAAUGCAAUCCUUUUUGAUGAAAAACGAUACCAGUUUAUGAUGGCAGUGGAAAGAUAUGCAAAUCAAACGACAGAGAUCCUUGGUACAUUGACGGAAUUCCAUCAUGUUAUUUCUUCAUUGCAAGAAAUUGGUCAUUCCUCAGAAGGCGAUAACGACUUUGCUGAAGUAUUGGAAAGGUAUAGAAAACUGGAGGAAACAAUGUUGGAACAGACAUCCUUCGAUACACAACAACAUGGCGACGAUGGUGAUGAUAAUGAAUUGCGGGUUGCUUGGGUGACUUGGUUAGAUCAGCUACAUCAAGAGAUUGGAAAGAAAUGGAAUUUGUGUAUGGAUGCAAUGGAAAUUGUCCAAAAACAACAACAUAUUGAUCAUCAAAAGAAGCAGCUUGGUACUAAAUUGGAUGGAUUAUUACGCUAUGUGAACGACAUGAAGGAUCAAGUGAAUGCGCUACACCUCUUGGAAUACCAGAAUAUCACAGUUGAACAUCAAGAAUUGGAUGAUAUUGAAAACGAAUUCCAUGAUACUCUUUGUGCGAAAAUUGAUAGUUUACUCGAUCUGACAAAAGAGGGUGACAAAGCUAUGAUUGGCGAUGAUAUUCAGCAAUUACGGACAUCAUUACGACAAGCUGCAGAUGAUCUGCGAUCCAUUAUCCAACGUAAAAGACAAGAUGCUGAGAGACAAGAUAGAGCAAUGCAAAUGAUGAAUCAUUUGGACAAACUAGAACAAGUGAUCAAUCACAUGGAGGACGACAUCGCAAGAGCAGCACCUCACCAUGCAAGGAUCAUCAACGAUGCAUUUGUGAAAUCAGAUUUACAAGAUCUUCGCACGGAACUGGUCAAAUCAUAUAAGGCAUGUUCUCAAAAAAUGGCUUCACUCUUCGAUAAGAUUCCUCAUGAUACAACAUUGGCGGCAACAACCAACUUAUUGACAGAGGCAAAACAACGAUGGACGAAAACCAAAGAAAAGGCAGUAGCUAGGGAACGGGAAUUGCAAACUUGUAUUGAACAACUUCAACAUGAUUUUUUCACCAAACUCGCCAUUGUCAGUAAAAAGCAACAACAACAAAAGAAUACGAUACGAUCAUCCUUUAUUUUCCCAACAACUUCAUCACCUUCAACAUCAUAUCAAGUGGAUAAGGAAAACAGUUUGGAUAUUCAAGUGGGACGCGUUCUCAAGGAUCAACCUUAUCGACCCAAAGUGAAGAUGGUACCUGGUCAAGUGGGCAAGUAUUGGAUCGGCAGCGUGCAUCCUCGUUUAGUUUAUUGUCGUAUUUUGAAAAGCAAGGUUGUGAUGGUUAGAGUUGGUGGAGGUUGGGUUGAACUAUCACAAUUUUUGUUGGAUCAUGGGUGCAAUGAAGGUGUAGUGAUAUCGGAUGUCCCACCACUUGAAAAGAAUGCAAGAUUCAAUGAAGCGUAUAUUCCCUUUUCAAGUCGUAGUCUUUCUCCUUCUGGUCGUGUGGUACUUCGUGGUGGUGGUGGUGUAUUGAAAUAUGGUAAUGAUAGUAUGGGUAGUCUUAGUCCAUCAAGAUCAUCAAGUAAAACAUCAACAAAUACAAGAUGUCGAUCCCCUUUGACUGGAUAUACGGAUGGUGAACGAUAUGUACGAGUGGAUGAAGCUGGCAAUCAUUUAGCUUUGAAAAUGACAAGAGCUGAAGAUGAUUAUUUUAUUCCUUUUUAUCAAAUGAAAUAGUGUGUAUCUCUCCUAUCUUUUUUUUUAUUAUUAUUUUAUUUAUAGUAGUUAGUUUUUAUUUUACUUCUCUGUACAAUAAUAAAAAAAAAAUCAAUAUAUG